Molecule: messenger RNA, 1134 nt
Organism: Penicillium brasilianum
Lineage: Eukaryota; Fungi; Ascomycota; Eurotiomycetes; Eurotiales; Aspergillaceae
Source: the annotation of a GenBank genome assembly
AUGUCCAUCCCGAAUCUCUCAGUACAUUUCCGGCUUCCUCCUCGCAAAGUCUUCGAUUGGCCUCCUAGUGAUGCCUGGCAAGCAGCUUUUCCCUACACAAAGACCAAAACAACAUGGACUCACCCCAUUGAGAUUCCCUCCUUUGUUUUUCGCUAUCUUGCAGACGUCAAAGCACCUAUCACAGUAGCCUCGAUCUACAUAAUGACUGUCAUGAUACUUAACGGCUUGAAUAAGACCCGAGGCAAUCGACCUUGGGCAUUUGCUAAGACAGCGCCUUUCAAGUUCUUGGUGAUACUGCACAAUAUAUUCCUUGCUACAUUCUCAGCAUGGACACUCGCUGGUCUCUGCUUUGUGCUUUGGAAUUGCUGGCCAUCCGUGUCAGAUCCGAACUUUGUCGCUCGUGUUGCGAGUACAAUCUGUCAAAUCACUCCCACGGAUGAAUUCGGGGAACGUCCUGAACUGCUGGGUCGCAUGCCAAUGACCUUGUUGGACCAUUCGAGUUACCUAUGGAGUGCCGGCGCUGGCUAUAUUUCGUGGUUCUUUUACAUAUCCAAGUUUUAUGAAGUGGUCGAUACUUUCAUAAUCCUUGCAAAAGGAAGACAAAGCUCAUAUCUCCAAACAUACCACCAUGCCGGCGUCAUGCUCUGUAUGUGGGCAGGCGUCCGAUACGCAUCACCGCCUGCUCUUGUCGGUGUUCUUCUCAAUUCCGCAAUCCAUACUUUGAUGUAUACGUAUUUCUCGAUGACGGCAUUGGGCCUGCGGGUGUCCGUGUCUAUCAAGAGAUCUUUGACGACUUUGCAAAUUGGCCAAUUCCUUGUCGGUGCAGCUAUCGCCAGCAGCUAUCUCUUCAUUGAAUACGACAUUGCGACAAGCAAAAUUACAGGUCUAGAAGAAGCCCGUCUGGCAAAAUUAAGAUAUAAUAAUGUUCAGCCAGUCAUGAGUAGCCCUCAUGACAGCACUUCAUCUGUGCCCGUUGACCGGUCGAUUUUUGAGGUCCAAGCAACUCCAUGUCUAUGGAAUAGUGGGCAGACAAUUGCACUAUUUAUGACUCUGGUAUACCUGGUUCCCUUGGUUUACCUUUUCGCAUCCUUUUUCAGUCGUUCAUAUGUCAAGCGUGUCAGGAAGAUUAGCUAA